Messenger RNA from Plectropomus leopardus (leopard coralgrouper), 1307 nucleotides. The record is from RefSeq and is a predicted model, not a curated record. NCBI's taxonomy places the organism in Eukaryota, Metazoa, Chordata, Actinopteri, Perciformes, Serranidae.
AUGCAAGGAAAAAGGUUCAUACGCAAGGAUGGCUUCAUUUGCUGGAAGAGGAAAGUUGGUGAGAAAGUUUCAAAGUCAACGGUGCAACAGUUUGAGGCUGAAGAAGAAAAGGCUGAAAAUGCUGCAUCACGUCAGGAUGAAGACGUGGACUGGCUGCACGCCAUCAAACGACGACGAGAGAUCCUGCUGGAGGACUGUGCAGCCAAGAGCAAGAGACUGAAGGAUGAAGGUGCAAUGCUGGCCGAGCAUGGCAGGCAUUGGGAGGCCAUUAAGAAGUUGGAUGAGGCCAUUCAGCUGACUCCAGACAACCCACUGCUGUAUGAAAUGAAGUCUCAGAUACUGACCAUUCUGCAGGAAGUGUUUCCUGCUGUGAAGGCAGCGGAGAUGGCUGUGAAGUUCAGCCCCCUCUGGUGGGAGGGUUGGCAGACUCUGGGCCGGGCACAGCUCAACCUGGGAGAGGUGGAUUUGGCUGUGAGGUCCUUCCAGGUUGCGAUCCACCUGUGCCCAUCAGAGAGCGCCCUGUGGCAGGAGGACCUGCAGUGGGCCCGGAGGUUACAGAAGCAGCAUUUAGCGACCAAGGAGAAGGCUCGGCAAGAGGAGGAGGCCAAAAAACAAAUCCUUAACGCCCCCGAGCUGGAGCAGGAGUAUGACUUUGAGUCUGAUGAGGUGCUGGCCGCCUGCGUGGCUGUUGCUGAGCGACAGACGCGCUACGAGGAGCUGAAGAGGACCGCAGUGGUCGUAGAUGCUGAUGGAAACAUAAAAAAUGUACUCAUUGGGGAAGGGGGAUCAGAGGACGCAGGGACUCCAUCAAAAGAACAGUUUGUCAAAGCAAGAGGACUUUGAAUUUGUAUCAGCAUGAGCUCGUUUUCCUGGAUACAUUUUGACAGACUGAAUGAUUUAUUUCUGUAACUCUAGUGAGUGCGUGUGAAGCUAUAGCAGAAAAAAUAGUUCAAAAGCAACAGAAUAAAAGACAAUUUAGUUUAUUUUAUGUUUCCCAUCCCUACAACCUUAACUUUGUUAAAUGUGCAUGUAGAGUUUUACAGGUUUUGAAGCCAUAAACUUAAACGUCUCCUGGUCUUGUACGUUCCCUCUGGAUAGCACAAUAACACUGUAGCUAAUGUACUCUGUGGUUACGUUACAAUCUGGUUGUUUUCAGCUAAUCCCUUUGGGAUUACGUUAUGCUUCCACCCCGGCAGUAGCUGUGGCAGGAGGCAUUAUGUUUUCGGUUUGACAAUCCAUUCAUCCCAUUCUGAUGAGAGCGAUAUCUCAAGAACGUUUUUGAGGGAAUUUCUUCAUAUUUGGCACAA